Drosophila serrata is the source of this 1215-nucleotide messenger RNA. Its product is annotated as putative serine hydrolase. The record is from RefSeq and is a predicted model, not a curated record. Gene Ontology annotation, cellular component: membrane. NCBI's taxonomy places the organism in Eukaryota, Metazoa, Arthropoda, Insecta, Diptera, Drosophilidae.
GGGAAUGUUCUAAAUUCCCAGACUUUUCUUCGGGGAUGGUUUAAUUAUUUGGCAAUAUAAUAUCGGAGGUCGCCAAAAAAGUACUAGUUCAAGUGAAAAAAGCUAGCAAAGCUCAAAGUUCAGUGUGUCGUUUGUCGACAUGGGAACGUUGUCAUUGAACGAUUGUAAGGAGGUGAGGAUCCCCGCUCCUUGGGGUCAUAUCUCCGGUCGUUGGUAUGGCAAUCGAAGGGAUCGACCAAUACUUGCCAUUCAUGGUUGGCUAGACAACCUGGGAACCUUUGAUAGACUAAUUCCCCUGCUCCCUGAUUAUAUAGGAAUCCUAUGCAUCGAUCUUCCGGGUCAUGGAAGAUCCUCUCAUCUGCCGCCAGGAAUGCACUACAGCAUUUAUGAAUUUGUGUACAUCAUUCCUAGGGUUAUGCAUGAGUAUGGCUGGAAGAAGGUCUCCCUUUUGGGUCAUUCCCUGGGCGGCAUCAUUAGCUUCUUUUAUGCAGGUCUCGCUCCACACACGGUGGAUAUGGUUAUCUCUCUGGAUAUUCUACUAAGCAAUCCACUUCGAGAUGCUGAGCUAAGCAUUAAGAAGGUGGCCCAGGCUAUGGAAAAGCACCUGAUAGAGGAAGAUCGGCGGGAUGAAGCUAGUCUUCACGAGCCACCCUCCUACACUUUGUCUGAGCUGUGCAAAGCCCUUGCCGAAGGGAGCAUGAACUCUGUGACACCUGAACUGGCCAAGCAUCUACUUUAUCGCCAGGUGACCAAGUCAGAGCUCUACCCGGAUCGAUUCUACUUUUCCAGAGAUGGACGGAUAAAGUUCUAUCACACCAUUCAUACAGAACGUGGCCUAGCCGCUGAACUGGCGCGACGUAUAGGAAGGAAACCCUAUCUCAUCAUCAAGGGAUCUAAGUCACCGUAUGUGGGAGUAGAGUGUGAGGAGCCCAUGUCCAUUCUGGGUCAAAAUAAUCCUCACUUUGAGUUUUACGAGGUGCCUGGGGGAACCCAUCAUGUCCAUCUUCAUGCCGCCGAGGAGUGUGCCCGGUAUAUAGUGCCCUUUAUACAACAUCAUCGACCACCAGUCCUUACAUCAUGGUCUUUAACGGGUAAGGACUUGGAACCGAGCUCUAAGGAGGAGAACAGGAGUUGCUAUAGCAAACUUUGACCUGAUUUUGGAAAAGAUUUUAGAUCAAAAUGAAGUAGGAAGAAGUAUUAACUACAGCCAGCCAU